AACAUUUCCACUUUGCAUCUCCAAGCUCCAUGAUUCUCUUCAGCUUUGCCUUUUCAGGUGCACCGCCGUCGACUCACCCCAAUCAUUCUGCGCCAGAUUGCACUUCAACAAGCUUUCCAUUGGUCACCAUGUCGUCCCUUUGAAUGUUUUUCUAACUCCAACCAGUAAUCGCCUCGAGCUACGAGAUGCAUGUCUCAACGCAUCACCGCGCUACACGACAUCGAGCCCUCCGAGUUGUCAUCAUUUCGAGGAACACAGGGGAUACAAUGUCUCGGACUUUGUGGAAUGGCGGGGGGUCGAAAAGAGGGACAAGAGGCUGGCAAAUGUUGUGUCAUUGGAAUGAUGGUCGGCAAGAGCAGAGGUAUAAUGGCCCAGGCCGCACCUCUUGAGCUUCUCUCCCAGUGCUCUUCUCUUCUCUUCAACUUUGCGCUGCUGUAGCGUCGCACAAUCACCACAAUGUCGACUCCCAUUCCACGACCACCGGGAAUCCCAGUGCUGGGAAACGUCUUCGACAUUACACCUAGCAACACAUGGUGGUCCCUCAAGGCACUGGCUGAGAAAUAUGGCGAGAUCUUCCAGGUCAAGAUCCUCGGCAAGACCAUCGUCUUCGUUGCCAGCGCCGCCCUCGCCGAAGAGAUCUGUGACGAGCAACGCUUCCAGAAAUAUGUAGGCGGUCCUAUCGUCGAGAUCCGCGCCACAGUCCACGACUCCCUCUUUACAGCCUUCCACCACGAACAAAGCUGGGGAAUUCAUCACCGAAUCAUCGCUCCCCUCCUCACCCCUCAAGCCGUCUCAGGCUACACCGACGACAUCAACCUCUGCGCGACCGAGGUCAUUCAAAAAUGGGCAUCCCUCGGUGACAGCAACGUCCUCGAGCCUCUCGUCGACCUCAACCUCCUCAACCUCGAAGCCACGUCUCUCACCCUCUUCAGCCAAAAGCUCAAUUGCAUCCAAGCCGGUGGCCACCCCGUCAUCCAGGCCAUGGAAGAUGCCGUCUCCGAAGCCAUCAUGCGCCCCACGCGCCCCGGACUCGUCAACUGGCUCCUCUACUCCUCCAAGUUCAAGAAAGCCACCAAGACAUUGCGCACCUGGGCCGCCGACACCGUCAAAUACCGUCAAGAAAACCCCACAGACAAGCACGACAUGCUUUGGGCCUUUAUGAACGCAAAAGACCCCGAAACCGGCAAGGGUCUCUCCGAGUCCGAAAUCCUUGACGAAAUUGUCACCAUGCCCAUCGGCUCCGCCACCGCUCCCUGCGCCGUGACCGCCACCAUCUAUUACCUCCUGCAGAACCCCGAAGUCGUCACCAAAGCCCGCGAAGAACUCGAUCGCGUCAUCGGUACCGGCCCUCUGAAGGACGAACACCUCUCCCAACUUCACUACAUUGAAGGCAUCACCCGCGAAACCCUCCGCCUAUCCUGUGCCGCCCCAGGCUUCAACAUCGAGCCCAUCCCCCGCCAGAACAAGGCCGACAAGUCCCCCCUCCUCCUCCAAGGAGGCAAGUACCAAGUCGCGCACGACCAGAAACUCAUCAUCGUGCUAGCCGGCGUCAACCGCGACCCAGCCGUGUUUGAGGACUCCUUGGCUUUCAAGCCGGAGAGGAUGAUGGGCGAGGAAUUUGAUCGCUUGCCCAAGGGCGUGAAGAAGUGGUACGGUAAUGGCAAGCGGGAAUGUAUCGGCAAGGAGUGGGCCAACAAUUUCUUGAAGAUUGUUACGGCGAGGCUGAUACAUGAGAUCGACUUUGAGGUGGCGGAUGAGGGCUAUGAGUUUAGGCAGGAUGGCUGGUUCCAGAUUAGGCCGGUUGCGUUCAAGGUGAGGGUCAAGCCGAGAGUGAGGGCCUAGAGUGAUGGCCUGAAAGCGUGCCUGGGAGGUAUGAGAAGGAGGGCGUCAUGGAAAAGUGAAAGUGGAAGACGUAAUUGAGGGAUGUUGCUUCUUCGUUGAACAGGAUUUGGAAUAUACCAUUGGCGUUUGCUUGAACAUGUUUCUGCUCAAGCUUCUUGGUGCUAUGUUUGUUUCCUGCCUUUGUUCACCAUGAUCAAAACAAGGAAGAUCGAAUAUUCCAUCCCAAGCUCCGAUACGUACCUCUAGCCAUACUUGCAGAACUAAUAUCGAAAUCGUCAGCUUCUUCCACCUGCAUCAUCUUUACUUUCCGUUCCAUUAGCGUCGUUACUACUUUUCGGGAGAUUGCUUCCAGUUGUCCUAGUAGCAUGAUCUCU
Molecule: messenger RNA, 2216 nt
Organism: Neurospora crassa OR74A
Lineage: Eukaryota; Fungi; Ascomycota; Sordariomycetes; Sordariales; Sordariaceae
Product: cytochrome P450
Exons: 2
Coding region: 457-1842 (461 amino acids)
Molecular function (GO): monooxygenase activity; oxidoreductase activity, acting on paired donors, with incorporation or reduction of molecular oxygen; heme binding
Source: RefSeq, a predicted model, not a curated record